Durio zibethinus is the source of this 1319-nucleotide messenger RNA. Its product is annotated as transcription factor MYB46-like. The record is from RefSeq and is a predicted model, not a curated record. NCBI's taxonomy places the organism in Eukaryota, Viridiplantae, Streptophyta, Magnoliopsida, Malvales, Malvaceae.
CCAACUCUCUAUCCUCUCUUUCCUAUAUUCUAAGCAAACCCCACAACCAUCACCAUCAUCAUCACUACCAUUUCCACUCCAUGAAGCCUCCUCUUCUCUCUCUCUCUCUUUCACUCUAUAAAGUGUCCACCAAUCUAUAUGAUCUAAUUAGUUAUAGGAUCAACAAAAAUAACCCACCAAGAUUAUUAUUGUUGUUGGAUAGGAUCCAAGGCUUUAAUUUCUCUCUUAGGAGAUUGAUUUCAUGAUGAGGAAGCCUGAUCCAUCCGUGAAGGGUAGCAAUGGAGGAGGCAACAAUAGUAAUGGUACUACUAAUAAGCUUAGGAAAGGGUUGUGGUCACCGGAGGAAGAUGACAAGCUCAUCAACUAUAUGUUAACCAAUGGCCAGGGUUGUUGGAGUGAUGUAGCUAGAAAUGCAGGCCUGCAAAGGUGUGGCAAGAGCUGCCGGCUUCGUUGGAUCAAUUAUUUGAGACCUGAUCUCAAGCGAGGCGCGUUUUCGCCUCAGGAAGAAGAGCUUAUCAUCCAUUUACAUUCCAUUCUUGGCAACAGAUGGUCUCAAAUUGCGGCUCGCCUGCCUGGUCGCACAGACAAUGAAAUAAAGAACUUUUGGAAUUCGACGAUAAAGAAAAGGCUAAAGAAUUUGCCAUCCACUUCCUCACCAAACGCUAGUGAUUCAUCAACAUCGGAGCCUAGUAAAGCUGCAUUGGCUGGGUUCAUGUCAAUGCAAGAACAAGGAAUUUUGCCUAUGUACAUGGAUUUAUCAUCAACUUCGUCGAAUUCUUCUUUGCAAUCCAUGGUCCUGAAUCACACUGGAAACUCUUUACCGAUGCUCGAACAAGGCUUAAACGUGUAUGGGGCUACCGGAUACUUCAAUCAGGCCUCAUGUGUGACACAGGUUGGGGUAAAUGGUGACAGUUUCUAUGCUGAAAAUGAGAUAUUUGGCAGUGUUGACAAUGGGGUGGAAAGGGAGCUCUAUGUCCCUCCAUUAGAAAGCAUUGGAGAAAACCUUAAAACUGAAAAUACAUUUGAUAGGAACAUCAAUGACCCUUUCACUCUCAUAAAUAGUAGUAGUGGUAACAACAACAAUAACAGAUCAGAAAACAUAGCCAGCGUAGCCGUUGGGAAUUUUUGGUUAGGAGAAGAGCUAAAAGUUGGAGAAUGGGACUUGGAGGAUUUGAUGAAAGAUGUUUCUUCCUUUCCUUUUCUUGAUUUCCAAAGCUGAAUAAUUAAACCCUCCAAUUUUUAUCUUCUAUUCCCUUUCCAAACCUUAACCUUUCUUUCUUUGAUCAUGAAAACUACAAAUUUCCUAGAGUCACAUAAUA